Molecule: messenger RNA, 13229 nt
Organism: Macrobrachium nipponense
Lineage: Eukaryota; Metazoa; Arthropoda; Malacostraca; Decapoda; Palaemonidae
Gene: Eps-15
Product: epidermal growth factor receptor substrate 15-like 1
Exons: 21
Biological process (GO): endocytosis; endosomal transport
Cellular component (GO): plasma membrane; clathrin coat of coated pit; cytoplasm
Molecular function (GO): protein binding; calcium ion binding
Source: RefSeq, a predicted model, not a curated record
GAAAGGUGUACGGCGCAUCUCAGCGAGUGUUAUGGCAAGAUGGCCUCCCUCCCAUCUCCCACCCAGGUGGCGGGAGACCAGGCAGGUAUCUUCGAAGCAUGGUACAGAAAAGUUGACCCAACAGGUGUUGGUACAAUCCAGGCUGUACCAGCUGCUGGUUUCUUAAAGAAGUCAGGAUUAAAUGAUAAUAUUCUGAGUAAAAUAUGGGACCUCAGUGAUCCUGGUGGCAAAGGCUAUUUGGAUAAGGCUGGGUUGUUUGUAGCCUUGAAAAUGGUGGCCUUAGUACAAAACGGCAAGGAGCCGAACAUUGCUAAUGUUAAUAUACCUACGCCCCCUCCGAAUAUGGGUGAGGCUCCACCACACCCCCCUCCACCCCCACACCCAGGCCCACCACACCCAGCCCCACCCACAAAACCCCCAGUUCCUGCCCAUCCUUCGGGUGUUUCUGCAGGGGUGUGGACCAUCACGCCGACAGACCGUCAGAGAUACGACCAAAUAUUUAACUCAUUGGGACCAGAGGCAAAUAAACUUCAUGGCAAUAAGGUGAAAGGGGUAAUGCUCAAUUCAAAGCUUCCCAUGGAAAUUCUGGGGAAGAUCUGGGACUUAGCUGAUAUGGACAAAGAUGGCUCGUUAGAUCGAGUAGAGUUCUCCAUCGCAAUGCAUCUAGUAUACAAGGUACUUGAAAACAACCCCAUGCCUCCAUCUAUUCCGCAAGAGAUGCUCUCCAGUGCCCAGCGGGCUGGUGUAGCGCAAGGACCUGUCCCAGCACCCCUCGCUCCGCCAGCACAGAUGCCAGCCGUCAAUGCUACCAAGCAGCAGACUGGAAAGGACAUCUUUGGUACUGAGGUUGAAGACACGGACUUAACGGCCACUGAAAAACCCUCAGGUCCUCCACCGGCGCCGUGGGUGAUCAGCGCAGCGGAAAAGGCCAGAUAUGAUGUCAUGUUCCACAAUGCAGACAUAGAUAAAGAUGGCUAUGUCAGUGGUCAGGAAAUUAAGGGGGUCUUCCUACAGUCUGGCCUUCCUCAGAUGGUUCUAGCACACAUAUGGAAUCUCUGUGAUAUAAAGCAGACAGGCAAGUUGACGUCGGAGCAGUUUGCACUAGCGAUGUGGUUGAUCCAGCAGAAGCUGGCUGGGCACUGAUACCCCCAUGCGGCCCUCACUCCGGAAAUGAUUCCGCCGACAAUGCGACCAAAGCCAUCCGCGGAGUCUGCGAUGGACCUUUUAGGGGAUCUUAUGGCACAAGUGGUAGAGGUGGUUCCAGCUAAACCUCAGUACAGUAACCCUGAGCUGCAGUUAGUAGCCGAGGAAAUAGAAACUCUCAAUUCAGACAAGCUGAAGCUGGAAGCUGAAAUCCAGCAGAAAGAAGCCAGCAUUCGGCUGAAGAACAACGAACUGCAAAACUUGCAGACUGAACUUGAUACUUUAACGUCCACCCUGAGACAACUGGAACACCAGAAAGGAGCAGCCCAACAACGUUUAGACGACCUCGGUAAUCAGAAAAAAAAACUUGAAGAAGAACGCAGUGACCUCGAUUCGAUGAUUGAGGCGGAACAGGAGGAGGUGGCCAAGUUGCGUGGUCAAGUGGAGGAACAAGAAACAAGCUUAAAAGCUCAGGAAGAUGAAGUCAUGUCCAAGAGGAAAGAACUCACUGACUUGAAAAAUCAGGAGAGUGAACUAGAAGAAUCUGUCUCAUCCAUGAAAAAGAGGAUUGAUCAGCUGGGCAUAACUCAACAGGAAACGCAGCUCCACAUAUCACAGGUGAAGAUAAAAAUAACUGAAUUGCAAGAUCAGGAAAGGCAUAUGACUGAAGUAUUAAUAUCGUAUGACUCGGCCAUUUCGUCUGGAGAUGCAUCCUCAUUGUCCGAGUCCUCUCUCAGAGAAGUAACACCUACCUUCUCAGAUCCUUCUUACCUCCAGAUUGGUUCGCCAACCACCAGUCCCAAGGAAACAGUUCCAGAACCUUCUCUUCCACAGGAGAACGGAUUACCAGCGCAAGAAGUCACGAAUACUCCCAAAGCCAAAGAUACUUCGUUCGUUGGGGGUCACGAUCCGUUUGCUGCGGCAUUUGGCAAUCAGCAGAAUAAUGUUGACGUCUUUGGUUCUUGGGAUCAAAACGCACCCAAUCCAACGAGUAAUCCACCUCCUUCAGGAGAUCCAUUUGGAGGUGAUGCCUUUGCUGCACAGACAAAGGGUGCCAAUGAUCCGUUUGGCAGCGAACCAUUCAGUGCAGGUGGUGGUGGUGGUGGGGGCCCUCCACCCAGACCUGAAAGUCCUACCCCAGCCCUUCCCCCUAAGAAGUCCAAACAGCCACCUCCGAGACCCGCUCCACCGAAAACCAGGCCUGCAAAACCACCCCCUCCCCAAGUUAACUCGAAUAACAACCCCACCAAACUGAACACAAACUCUAAUGCAAACACAAACCCAAACUCGGCCGACCCGUUUGCCGGAGGCUGGGGUGACAACAAAACUGCCAACUCCAACAACGGCGGCUUUGCAGACUUUGCGAACUUUGCCGAUUUUGAUACCAAGUGUCUAAAGGUAGCCCCCGGCAACUCUGCAUCGCCAUGGGGAGAUGAGGACACCAACUUUACAACAUCGCAACCCAACGAGGAUCCUUUUGGCUCUCCUUUCUCAACGGCGAAGAAUACGAGAAGUGCCGAUAACUCUCCCUGGCCCCAAGACACCUUUGCCUCCGAUGGGUUCGGGGAUUCCUCCGCUUUUACCGAGGACGAUCCCUUUAGUUGUGCCUCAGGGGCUACUGAUCCGUUUGGUGGGGAUUACGAUCCCUUUAAGGAUCAGGGCUUCAAGGAUGACGACAAGUUCUCUUGGGACGACGAGCCAGACCCUUUCACCUCACCCGAUAACAAUAAUGAUUCCAGUGCCAGUGCUGCAGACAAUGUGAAUAACAAUGAGAAUUCCUCUGCCAAAAAGAAUGACCCAUUUGCUUUCGGUAGUAGUGAUGAUUUAAAUGCAAAUGCAUUCGAAGGGUUUUCAAACAAAGAUGACCUUGGGAUGUCUUUGACUGAUAACAAAAAUAAAGGCAACAGUAGAUCCAAGUCUGUGAUAGGCGACCCAUUUGCAUCACAAGUGAAAGCAGCUAUUCCAGUGCGAUCUAAAACCUCCCUUGGUGAACCUGGAGGUGUCGAUUUUGAUUUUGAUCCAUUCUCAUCGUCAAAAUUAACUGUUGCCGACCCAUUCAUGAAAAGUAAAAGUAACGAAGAUCUCCUGAAUGAAAACUUGGGUGGCUGGGGUAUGAACAAAGCAAAUAACUUAACCAAUAGUGGCAGUCCCUUCGGCAGUAGUUUUACCAGUGGACCUCAUAAAAAAGACAUUAUUCACAGUUCUCAAGGUGUGAGUGAGGAUGAGCAGUUGGCCUGGGCUGCCCAAGAGAGUCUGAGGUUGGAAGAUGCUCGCAAGCAGCAGGAGGAGCAGGAACGGGCAGAGCUGGAGUUUGCGCUGGCACUCUCUCGCUCCACUGCUCACACAUCCGGCAAGACCCAGUCAUCACGCUCACCUUCAACAGGCCUUUGAGCGAGGCGUCUGUACAUAACAUGUUGGUAAAAAAUAAAAUCCAUAGAAGUGGAAUUGUUAUGAAUGUUAAAAGUUUAGAAGUAGCCUUUUGCUGUUUUUGCAGUGUUCUUCAAUUUAGAACCAUAAAUUCUGUGGCAGCCUUGUGUGAGGAUCAGUUGAACACAGUAGAUUAUUUUUGGUGACGUAUCCAGUUAUUUUCGUAACAUAGCCCUUUUACGUAUCUGUUGUAAAGAAAUAAUAUUCCUUUUUUCAGAAAGGGAGGACAAACAAAAAAUUAUUACUAAGACAUACAAUGCUGCAGGAAGUUGUUGAUAUUGCAUACUGUAAUAUUAAGUAAAGUUUUGAGUGGCUAUAGUUUACUUUUUUUUUCUUUUACGUUAUUAGUAGUUCUUUUGGUUAGCUUUUGCUGUUGUUACAUUGCUCUUUAUAAGUGUCAUAAUGUGUGCUGUUUCAGUCAUGGUGGAGGCACGCAGAGUUUUAUUUAUUGAUUCAUUUUUUUCUGUCAACUUAAGUGUGUAGAAAUGGAAAAUUUACCAUGAUGAGUAGUGUGGCUUCAGGAAAUGAAGAGAAUGCUAGAAAGGUAUUCAAGUGUGCAUUUAUUAGGUCAGUAUGGACUUUGAAAGCCUAUCAGAUCACAAUUAUGGUAUACAUCUUGACGAUGCACUCUUCACCACCCUUUGAGCUGGUAUGCUCUUUGGAAACAUAUUUUAUUUUUCCUUCCAGCCUGUUGCAGUAGUGUCAAUUGUUAUUCUAACUUGAUUACCAAUGAAGGUUGAUUUGUGAUAUAGCCAGUCAGUUUUUAAUUAGGUGUUAUGAUUUGUGCAUGGUGAAGUAAGACAGCCCAUGGAAUUUCAAAUUUCGUUUUACAAUAUUUUUGAACCAGCAAUCAUUGCCAUGAAAUCAGUUAUUCUUUGCAAGUGUGUGUAGUUUGAGAAUCACCUGUUCCCUGGAAUAUGGUUUAAGCUUUGUGAGAAUGAAAGUGGUUCAUGAUGGAAGCUUUUGAAAGUCAAAAGUGGAGGAGGUCCUUCUGACGAGAUCUAAUAGUAAAAUGAUCUUCAUGUCUUGGUGUUAUUUGCAUUGCAAUAGUAUUAGUUUUUCCACUGUACAGUAGGUGAUUACCAUGGAAGUCCUUUUUUCAUAGUAUGUUUGAUUUUCAAUUUUGUAUCUUAAUUUUGCGUGGAGAAGCGUUGACUGCAUGCCUAUCAUUGCAUUUGCCAUGACUGCCGGAAACUGACCAUUCCUACUCACUUCCAAAGGACUUUACUCUUCUUGAGCAGAAUUGAGAAUAUAUAUAUUUUUGUAAGCAGUUUGAUAUUUGAUACCCAAUUGCAGUGGAUGUUGUUUUGUUUAGAUGGGUUCUAGGCGUUUUAGUUUGUGAUUUACAUUAAACUCAUUUGAAUUGGGUUUGUGGUACACACACACACACAUUUUGUGUUUUUAUAAUGAGUGGUGUGGCUUGGAUGAGAACAACAUUUAUUGCAGUUAGUGGAAGAUUUGCACUUAAGUAUUGGAUUUGUUUUGAAUCAGGUCCUUGCUACAAAGUAUGAGUUGCCCACAAUGUUAUCAAGGCUCUUUUGACUGAUGUUGUUUGUCUUUCAUUUAGAAAUAGAUGCCUCUUUUGUAGGUCUUUUGGAGAUCAAAGUAUGUUGAGGUCACUUCAUCAUCCAAACAGAGUUUCAUUCUUUCACUAUGUGCAAAUUGAUCAAAGUUCAGCAUUAUGGAGCUGCAACCAAGCAGUGCACUUUGCUUCCUUCUUUUAACCAGAUAUCCUUAUUUAAUUAGUUUAAGGUGUCAUUGAAUUCAUGUUUCCAACCAUUCUGUUUGUUGUGUACACAAGUAAAGGACAGCUUGUAUAUACGUCUCUUGAAAUAGUGUGUUUUUAUAAGCAUUUUUGUCUGCUCUGCUAGUAUUACAGAAUUUCAAUUUCACACUGGUCUCAGAACUUUGACUCAUAUACUAGAUGCAGUAUAAUUUUCUCCAGAUUUUAUUUUUGAUGAAUUACAGCCUCUAGAAGCUUCAAAUGUAGUUCUUCCAUAUUUGGUGUCUAGAUAUUGGUGGCAGAAAAAAAAAAAAGAAUUAGCUCAGGUAUGUCUGUAUUUGAGUUUCGACUACAAAAUCGAUCAUCAUUGUCAUUCUUGUUCCCUGGCUGGAAAGUUGCGAGUUAGUUUAUGUUGCAGAGAAGUAACAUGUAUAGAAAAAAAUCACUGCAAUGUAUACGACUUGUACUUAACAGUUGUCCCCUUGAAUCCUCAAGGCUGCCAAGUGUUUUGGUCAUAAUAUGAAUUCCAAGAGCAGUGAUUGCUCACAAGUAAAAUGAGGCAAGGGAGGCAGGAAGCAUUAUGGAUGCUGAAACUGUUGGCUAUUGUUAUUUUUGAUAUAAGGAAGGAUUUCUUAAGCUUAGCAGUUUUGCCACUUGGUUCUCUUUCAGAUGCUUGAUAUAUUGUAUUCGAUUUUUGUUGACUCAUACAUAGUCAUAUUCCCUGUUAUCAACCACAAAACAAUUCUGUUAGCAUUAAACAGGACAAAAGUCAUCAGCUUGUGACAAGACACUUUGAUCUGGUAGGAUGGUGAUAAUCGUCAGGACUGUGGAAAUGUUUGGUCUAAGUUUUGUGAAGUUUCUGUAUGUGUUGGUUUCCUUAGUUCCAGUUUUCAAAGUGGUCUAGAAUGUUUAGGGUUUUGAGGUAGCACAUUUCAUAAUGAUACUAACACCAUAAGCUUAAUUUUCAAUUUUUUGAGUGCAGGGAAAUUGGGAUUCUGAAUUACAUCAUUUAUUAAGGUGAACAUUUCUUUUAUAUCAAGUUAUUACCAUGUAAAUUGUUAAGAUUUUGUUCAACCCUCUUUUAGGUUUAGUGGAUGUGAGCUUUUCACACUGAAGGCAGUCCUUGGAAUGGCAAGUGUUAUACAUAUACCUGUAUUUGUAAAUUUGUUAAGGUUUUUGUAUUCUCUGUAUUACUGGGUAUUUCAAUAUGUUAACUAUGUAGGCACGCUCUCUGAUUGUCACAUUUCAUAGCUUUUGUUUUGUCUUUUCUUUUUGCAAAUUCUAUAGUUUUUCCAGCACUUUUUCAAGCUUGCUCCUCAGCAACUAGAUUGUGACUGUAUGAAUUUUGAGCAUUUCAAAAUAUAAUUGUCUGUGUCUUCCACUAAGCAAUACAGUUCGUUUACAUCUACUUCACAUUUCCUCUCCCCCCCCCCCCCCCCCCCCCCCCAUUGUCCUUUGGCAUAGGUUACACUACCUCGUGGUUUUUGAGCCACUAUAUAAUUUUAUGAGACCUAACUGGUCAAUAUAAGCAUUUGGUGUGUAUUGUGUUAAGGUUUUGAUUAGUAAAGUGAUAGAUUGUUAUGUCAAACUAUUUUCAUCGUUUCUUCUUAAAAGGAGGUUAUCAAGAUAUUAUGGGAGCUUUUCUUUGAGUAUCUUGUUGUAAAGUGAUAAAAAACUAACAUUGAUUCUGGUGUGUAUUUUAUUUCAUUAUCACUUUUUUGGGGGGAGUGGGUUUUUAAGUUAGUAAAUGCUUUUUGGUAGGUAUUUUAUUGUUGAUUUGCAGUAGGGAGUACAUGCAGUCAAUCAAAUAUGCUUAGUAGUUAAUUUUUUUUUUUUCUAAGAUUGUACUAUGUAUGUUGGUUUGCAGCUCCAGUUCGAAGAGAUUGAUUCAAAUCAAUUGGUUUUUUGUUAGGAUUCAACUUGCUGUUUGCAAGUCGAUCGGAGUGAUGCAGUGAUGUGGCUUUUUUUUUUUUUUUUAUUAAGCCACAUAUCACAACUUUUCAUUUAUGAAGUUUCCUUUCAUUUUUGGAUACCACCUUCAAUCAUUGUAAAAGUACAUAUACGCAUCUGUUUACUUGUGGACAGGACAUGAAUUUUUAUGCCCACACUGGAGGCUUUUGAAAAAAGCUGACCCCUCAUCUUGGAUGGCACAGGGCCUGUCGGUGUUUUUCUCUCUAUAUAUUGUUUACUCAGUCCAGUAUGAUUGUACCUGUGUAACUCAAUACUGCAUUUACUUACCCUCACAUAUUUUUAUAUUGCUGUAUGUCUUGACUGAUUUAGUUAUUGACGAAAGGUAUGCUGGGUUCCCCAUUAUUUUGGUAAAGUCCAUGUCCAAGGAGGAGAAUAUCUCAAAACAAGAAGCAACACCCGUCCUAGUCAUUGCUUAAAAGAUUGGUGCAAGGAAUUAUUAACCUGAGGAGAAUCAGGUGUGGGGGGAGUUAAAAAAUAAUCCUGAAUGCUGAACUCGCAAAAGCAAAGACUUCACACACAAUGUCGAAGGAAGUUGGGGGGCAUCAUUUACUACCUGGUCAUUGUAGGGUUGUUAUAGAUGGUUUAAUGAUGAAAAAAAAAGAACAAAAAUAUAUUUAACCCCAAAUUUGUUUUCAGUAAGGGUCUUACUAUAGCUUAUGAGAGAAAUUUCUAUUGUUAAUUGAGGAAAAUUUAUUUGAUAAGUCUGCAUGUUAUAGUAAAUCACCAAUGAUAUGUAGUUCACAUUUUAUCAUUAUGUUACAAAGGAUUCAAAUAAUUAAACAAUGUUGAUUGUAGAUGUAUGUAAUAAAUUGUACAAUGCCUUAAAGGUUCGAGGAAGUUGUAUCGUAGUCUAAGAUUGUGAUGUAUAAAGUUUGGAGUGUCCAGCAGUAACUGGAAUCUCUCUCCCAUAUCCCUGUAUAUGUCUGUGAAAUAAAUUUGUGUAUGGAGAUAUAGAAUAUUGUUAAGCUAGUGUAAAAAGCCAUAGAAAUGUAUCGUAUACCAGUGAAACAUUAUCCUUCUCUUCUCUUCUCUCGCUGUUUCUGUCACCUUCUCUUUCUUUGGGUGGCAUCGUUGACUCGGGACCCCUCGGGCCCUUGAUCCAGUCGCUGUUUUUGCCAUGGGAUAGCGCUGGACCCAACAGCCAAGCGGUUUCCAUAUUACAUAUAUAAUAUAUUAUAUAUAUAUAUAUGAAGAAGUAUAUAUACACUUAUAACAGCAGCAUGGACUUUCACCAGCCAUUGUUAUCCCUCCUCGUAUGUGGUGAGGUGCAAGGAGAGAAAGUGUGUAAUCAGUUGUUAGGCCAAAGAAAUACUGUUGUAUACACGUUAAAAGGCAAAGCAUUUGUGCAUGAGUGGAAUUACUGUAAUUAAGAGUGAAUGGUUCAUAAUUUUCCUCUUUUCGUGUUCAUAUUUUGCUUUUGAGAUUUUUUUUUAUUGGUUUUUGUUCCCAAAUAUUUGUACGUUAGAACAUGAGCAUCACUCUGCCGCAUCCUCACACUUGGCUUCAUGAUUAGAUGGUGUGUGUGUGUCGCUGUGUAAAAGUCAGGAGGUUGGUAAUUGAUGGAUUACAGAAGUGAAGCCAGUUACAAGCAUUGGUUCUUCAUUACCUGUCAUAAUUAUGUUUUUUCAGUGGGGAAGUAUAAUGUUUGUGAACAUAAAAUAAUGUAGUUCUCUGACCUUUGGAAGUUUUAUGUGAUUCAAAACAAGAAGCCAGCAAUGUAAACUGUAGUGGAUUUUUGGCUCCUGGGAGAAGUUAGAAAUGGUAGGAGGUUCUUUCAUACACCUGUAUUUGCUUGAUAUGUUCAAGCAAUGAUCUUUUUUUUUUGUACAUUUCAGUCCCACUGUGCAUAAUAUUGUACAAAUUAGGUAUUAGUCACUAUUUAAUUUAGACUGUAUGUUAUUUCCGAUUAGAGUUGUCUUUUGAUGAGAUGAACAUCACCUAGUUUCCUUUGGCAUCUUUUGUAAAGGCCCUGUUUGCUGCUUCCUGUGUUGAAGUAUUAAAGCACAAGAAAUUGUGUUUAACAUUUUUACUUGGGAAAUCAUAUUAUUAGGAAACAUUCACAUAGGCAUUUGGUGCACACGUGUUCACGCUUACAUUUCAUUUGUCAGGUCAAUAUUACUAGUAGACAUAAAACUAUUUCAUUUGCCAGAUUGAUAUUAAUAGUAGACAUAAAAGUUGUUAAUGCUUAAGGUUCAAGUAGAAUGACAGUUCUCACUUAUUGAAAAGUUCAGGUACUUAAGGUAAUAAGGUACAUAAAAAUGAGGAAGGGUCUUGGGGCCACGAAUUCGUAUAAAAUUUUUGUGUUGUAGUUCAGCUUUGUGGGGUUUCGUUUUUAAUUGAGGGAGAAUAUGAGCAUUAUAGUAGAGCUAACUGAAAUCAGAACAUUCUUAUAUAAUAAUAAUAACCAUUAUUGUACAGUAAUAAUUGCAUCUUUCCUUGUUAAAAAAAAGUAUAUAGGUAAUGAAGUGAAUGUGUGAACAAUUUGGACACUUCUGUAGAAAGAAGCUAGAGGGCAGAAUGUAUUCAUUUUUUUUUUUUCUUUUUCUUAUUUCCUCUCAAUUGCUGUUACCACUAGUAAAAUGCACUAGAAGACCUUAUGUAUAAACUGAGGUUUUUCAGAACCAUGCAGUUUGUAUAUACCAUUGACACUACAAUUAUACCAUUUACACUACAAUUACUUGAUAAUACUGUAAGCAAACAGUGGGUUCAGUGACUGGUUAUAGCAAGGCUGCAUAUGUAAAAGUUGUGCGUUUUGUAAAGUUAUAUAAUUUUUGUAGUUUGUGGAAGCUCCAGGAUCGAGUAAAAGCCUUACUUGACUACCAUAACGUAGAUAAACAGUAUUACCUUAUCAGUAUGGAACAGUUGACAGUGGUGGCACAGAAGGCAAGUCUUGUGUAUAUAAAUAUACAUAUAUUUUUCACAACUAAGGGUUGGAGUAUAAAUAUCUAUGUAAAAAGAGGUGACAUAUAUAGUUUUUUUAAAAUGGAAAAAUCUAUUAUUGUAAAUGUUUUUGAAAAUUUUUUUUUUUCCCGAAGUUUUAUUUUUGGAAUGAGUGACUCUUUCAAGUCCAGCUGCGACUGGCACUGCUGCUGAUGAAGUGUAAAAAAAAUAUGCUGAUGAAACUGAUGCAAGUAUGCUGUAUAUACAGUAUAUAUAUAGUAUUAGUAAAUGUGCGCCUAUUUCCCAUGCUUUUUACUAUGCUUCCACAGGUUAAAAAGAUGACUAACCCAUCUUGCAUGUAUAAAAAAACCAGUACUAAUGGGAAACACUACAACUUUUUUCCUAGAUUUCCUAACUGUGACGGGGUUUUUAGAUUUUUAGAAAGUGUUGGCAGGAAUGGGAUUCUGAAUUGACGAUAAAAGCCGAACCUUAUUUCUGUCUUGAUUUUGUCCUAAUUGUUCUUCACCAAUUUGGUCAGCCUUUAUUCGUUUUCAGAUGACUUUUCCGGCCAGCUCAGACACAGCCAUCUUUUGUGCACCAAGUUAUCGAGAUUUUGAGAUAUAUUAAAUAAAGGGAGAGUCCAUUGCUUAGGGUUAAGAAAAUAUUAAGAAAAAGUGAAGGUGAAUAUAUUACGUGAGAUACUUCUACGUUAAGAUUGACGAGUAACUUCUUGUUCUCUCACACAGCUUUUUUUGCUUUCUGACUAUUUGUCAGUACUUGAGUUUGAGAAGUGUAAUUUUAAGUAGAAUACUUGUCAAAACUCACUUUUGCAAUACCUUCCAUCCUGAAAAGACAGGCUUAUUAUUAUUAACUCUUAGAAAAUGCUGGUCAAGUGCCAUAAGUAAAUUAUAAACCGUUAUCUUCUAGUGCAGCCUACAGUAUCCAUUUGUAUAUACAUACAUAUAUAUAUAUUAUAGAUACAUACAUAUAUAUAUAUUAUAGAUGAAAUAUGAAAUCUAAUAAUGCCAUUUAAUCAUUCAAAAGUUUUGAUCUUGAGAAUUUUAUCAAGUGAUAUGCAUGGAAAAGCACAGAAUAGCGAGGUUCUGAAGGUAUGCUAAACCACACGUCACCGUCAUGCUUUAGAAGUUUUCUCGCUAAAAUACUAUAUAAAUGCAUCUCAAGGGGGGGCAGGGGCCAUUUAGGAAAGUAUGAAAGUUGUGUACUCAUGAAAGGAAUAGUGUCUAGUUUGUGAUUCUUUCAUUUAGUCAUGUUACUAUUUGCUCAUUUGUGGAGAAACCUAAGAAAUUUAUUAUUCCUAAGUAUGUAUAGAUCAUCUCCACUGUUAUAUGGGUUGCUGAUAUAUUUUUGUGAUAUUUGUUAUUUCCUCCACUUUUAUGUAGAUAUAUAUUUUUUGAAUCUCAAAACAGAAAGAAUUUACAGUGUCUUGAUAAGCAGAGAAUCUAGUGCACACCUUUUUCUGUCGUCUUUGCACAGACAAUGAUGUUCGUAUAGAGUUAGUGCUGCAGUAAUUGGACAUUUCACAUUUAUCAGUUCCAAAAAGGCAUAAAAAGAAAAAAAAAAAAGUGUAUGAACAAAAAAUGGCAAUGGAACAAUACCUGUUACUUUGGAUGGGUAAUAAUGAUAUGAGUGACUAUGUAUCUGAAUUCUUGACCUAAUCUUUCAGAUGACUAGUUGCUAUUGAUAUAAAUAAAAUCCAAAAAAAUUUAUUCCAAAAUAUGCUGGAGUAGAAGUUGACUAAUAAUUUACGGAAUAGGCUUACUGAAUUGUACAAGUAUAUUCAUACAAUUGACAUUAGGUAAUGCAGUUUUAAAAGAGACUAUGAUUCUCCAAGUCAUUUCUGAAGGACGAGCAUCAAGAGUUUAGUUACACAGCUGUAAUUUACAUUGUAAUAUUGAUGUUGCUACUGUUUGUAUGGCCAUACAACAUAGCAGAGAGUGAAGGUACCCUUGUAUCCUAUACAUUAAAAAAAAAAAGGUAGGACGUUGACCCCUAGAUACACCUCUUGCCUGACCUGAACCGAGGUAGUUGAAAGGUGUUCACUUUUGGAAUAGACAGAUUAUAAUACAUUAUAAUAUGACAGUGGUUUUAAAAUCUCGUAGUGCCUGCCUGCCUGCGUCCUUCUGGGACGAGCUAACGGUACUGUAGCACUGUAGCUUGUGACUUCCCUUGCCUGAGCUGUGCCACCACAUUCCUGUUCAAGUCUGUUUUUAGCUGGCUUUGUUCUCUUGCCACUUGAACGUAAGUGUACAUAUUAUACCAAUAAUGUCUGAUUAUGCUCAGCCUUCUUUUUUAUGAUUAUAUUAUGUCAUGGAGUGGUAUAAUAAAUUGGUUUCAUAAAUGAAUAGGUGUAUGAUACAUAUGUUAAGUGUAGAAUUUUUCUUAUAGAAAAAUCAAUGCCAAGCAUUGUACUGUAUAGUUUGUUUAUUUAUUAAGGUUUUGUUCAUUGAAAAAGUGUAUAUCAUCUCAAUGGACUGCGCCUUUCUGAGAGUUGUGCGCAUGGUAGUAUGGCAUCGAUGCUUGGCAUUGGAACUUUUCAGCUGUGUUCGUCUCUGGUGGCAAACGAACAAACCUACAUUGCCUUUGGCUGUUCUUUGUAUCUUUAUAUCUCUGUCCAUUUGCUGGCUAUCAGGAGUCACUGGUAGGCGAGCAAUUAUAUAUGGAGGUGUAGGGACAAACUUAAGCCCCUUUUCCAGGAUGUCAUGAUUUUUGGCUGUUAGGUUUUGCUCAUUUAGUUGGAAAACUUGUAAGAUAUUUAGUUAAUUUUUUAUUAUUAUUAAUGAUUGAAUUAACUUGUACCUCAAAGCAAGAUGCCGUGUAGCCAUAAAUAUUUGGUCUAUAUCGAUCAGUAAGCAUAAGAUGCUUGUAACCUCCCACCGUGCGAGGUUAAUUGAUACGUCGUUCCCUCGACACUACCACCACACUUGAGAGAGAGAGAGGGAGAGCUCCUCUUCGGUUGCCCCCCUUCUAUUAAAACAAAAAAAAGUCGUGUUGUUCAGUUGUUCAGUGUCACAGUCAUGUUAUCUCAAUGUAAAUAAAAAGCUUAAUAAACAAACAUGUUCACGAA